UAUUUUUGAUUUUAGAAAAUUAGAAGGCUGAACGCCUGAUAACACGAGGAAACUGCUGGACACUCCAAUUCAGCCUCCACCGGUGGUACCACCGCACCAGCCAGCAGCAAUGGAUAAAAUGCCCAACUCUUGACUCUUCACCGGCUCUCUCAUUCCCCCUCUCUCUGAACGAAUUCAAUCCAAAAUCUGCAACCAAACAAUUUAAAAACUCAUGCCGAUCGCCUCCGUUUCAAUCAUCCGCCACCGAGCCAUGGCCUCCCUCCCGACCUUCAACAACCUCCUCAUCCGGCGCUUCUCAUCAGUCCGAUGCCUCUCGGUCUCCGCCAAACAACAAAACCCUAGCAAUGUCUCCAAGAGACCCCAGCCGGACAAGAACCUCCUCAGAGCCAAGCAGAACUUCAGAGACUACUCCUCCUCUCUGGCCCCAGUCCUCUCCCCCCGAGACCCGCCUCCUCUCUCUGAAUCCCAAGCCAUCGGCACCGUCGCCGCCGCCCAGGCCAACUUCAUGCGCGUAAUCGUCCAAUCGCUCCCAUCCUCCGAGCCCUCUAGAAACGUUAUCGAGGGCUCGGAAUCUUCUGGAAUCGGAGUUGAGCUGCUGUGUGUGGUGAAGGCAGUGUUGAAGAAGAUAAAAAGGAGGGUUUUGGUUGGAGAUAAGGUGUUGGUGGGGUCCAUCGAUUGGGUGGACCGGCGGGGUAUGAUCGAGAACGUCUUCCAGCGGAGUUCGGAGAUUCUGGACCCCCCUGUGGCGAACGUGGACCAUUUGCUGGUGCUCUUCUCGUUGGAGCAGCCGAGGCCCGAGGCUUUCACGCUCACGAGGUUCCUGGUGGAGGCCGAGUCGACCGGGAUUCCGCUCACUCUUGCACUGAAUAAGUCCGAGCUUGUGGAUGAAGAGACACUGGUUGGAUGGAGGAACAGGCUACGGAGUUGGGGCUAUGAACCAGUAUUUUGCAGUGUUGAGUCGACAUGUGGAUUAGAUACUCUUGCAUCUUUUAUGCAAGAUCAAACAACUGUAAUUGUGGGUCCAAGUGGAGUUGGGAAGUCUAGCCUGAUUAAUGCCCUGAGAAGCAACCAUCAUGCUUCUGAUGCAGCAGAAGAGGAUAAUUGGUUUGAUCCUUUCACGCACUUCUUUCAGAUUCUCGGCAGCAAAUGGUUUGAGGAACAGCGUGUUGGGGAAGUUUCAACAAGAAGCGGUAGAGGGAAGCAUACCACUCGCCAUGUUUCUCUGCUUCCAUUAUCAGGAGGGGGUUAUCUUGCUGAUACUCCUGGGUUUAACCAGCCUAGUUUGAUGAAAGUAACAAAACAAUCUCUUGCACAAGCGUUCCCUGAGAUCCGGAAAAUGCUUAGUGAUAAUGAGCCUGUGAAAUGUUCAUUCAAUGAUUGCUUGCAUCUCGGGGAACCAGGGUGCGUUGUGAAAGGGGAUUGGGAAAGAUACUCGUACUAUUUUCAACUUCUUGAUGAAAUCAGAAUCAGGGAGGAGUUUCAGCUCAGGACGUUUGGAACCAAAAGAGAAGGUGAUGUGAGGUACAAGGUGGGAUAUAUGGGUGUUCAGCAAGCAGAACCGCGGUUGGAGCCUAAGAAGCAUAGGAGAAAAUCUCGUAAGAGCAUCAACCAAUCAAUACUAGAUGAGUUGGAUGAGCUGGACGACGACGACGGCUUAGAAGUAGAAAAUGAUCCUAUCUUAAGGGCAAUGAGAAAUGAAAACCAGUAGAAAGUUGUGUACCUCCUACCAUGAAAUGUAAAUAUCAAGUUUCCUAACCCUCCUUGUUUGAGAGGUUAAACUCCAGUCACCAGUACAGAUUACAGUGAGGCUAAUUAGAUUUCUCUUUCUGUUU
This is a messenger RNA of Juglans microcarpa x Juglans regia, 1832 nucleotides long. Its product is annotated as small ribosomal subunit biogenesis GTPase RsgA 1, mitochondrial. The transcript has 5 exons. Gene Ontology annotation, molecular function: GTPase activity; GTP binding. The record is from RefSeq and is a predicted model, not a curated record. NCBI's taxonomy places the organism in Eukaryota, Viridiplantae, Streptophyta, Magnoliopsida, Fagales, Juglandaceae. Bases 212 to 1708 code for a protein of 498 amino acids.